CUCCAUCUCCCAAUACCAGGUAGUAAAAAAGGAUAUAAAAAGAUCCCAGAGAGAAAAGAAGAACUAAAUAGCUCAAACCUCAGGAAAAAGAAAAAGGGGUUCCUAAUUACUGUGCAGAGCUUGUAGCCAUGGCAUUCAUAGAGAAAGCUGUGUUUUUCUUGAUGAUGAUGAUGACAGCUUUCCAAGUUUCACAUGCAGCUGUGCACAAGGUUGGGGACUCUGCUGGUUGGACCAUCAUUGGUAAUAUAGAUUACAAGAAGUGGGCUGCUACUAAGAACUUCCAAGUUGGUGACACUAUCAUUUUUGAAUAUAAUGCGAAGUUCCACAACGUGAUGCGAGUGACGCAUGCUAUGUACAAGUCAUGCAAUGCAUCAUCCCCUUUGACGACCAUGAGCACAGGCAAUGACACCAUAAAGAUAACCAACUAUGGUCACCACUUCUUCUUGUGUGGCAUCCCUGGUCACUGCCAAGCAGGACAGAAGGUUGAUAUUAACGUGGUGAAGGUAUCUGCUGCAGCUGCACCGUCACCAACAUCAGCAAUGGCCUCUCCAGUUCCACCUGCCAAUGUACCUGCACCUUCUCCUAACAAUGCAGCCCCAUUCAUUGUUGUAAAGGGAGCUGGUAUUGCUUUAAUGACACUGCUUGCACUUGCUCUUUCUAGCUAUGCUUGAUAGGGAAUUUUCUAUUUUGUACUUGUUAGUUCUUAAGAGUUUGGCGUUUAUGCGGCCAUUUGGAUUUUUUUUUUUUAUGGUGGGACAUGUCAACAUAUUUCUAUAAAGUUUCAUAAUCAGGAUCCUUCGCCUAGAUGAUAGGCAUCCUUGUAAACGUUUUUCAAUGCCAAGAUUUUUUUCCUUUUUCACAGGAUUUUUA
Messenger RNA from Glycine soja, 870 nucleotides. RefSeq names its product mavicyanin-like. The record is from RefSeq and is a predicted model, not a curated record. Gene Ontology annotation, cellular component: plasma membrane. The transcript has 2 exons. Gene Ontology annotation, molecular function: electron transfer activity. Lineage: Eukaryota; Viridiplantae; Streptophyta; Magnoliopsida; Fabales; Fabaceae. The coding region runs from base 129 to 671 and encodes 180 amino acids.